CUGCAGCAGCUUCUAGAAGAACAUAAGAAGAGUGUGAGGAGGAGAUGUGAACGUGUGACUGAAGGAAGUGAUGAAGCAGGAGGAGGAAGCCUCCUCAACAGGAUCUACACUGAGCUCCACAUCACAGAGGGACUCAGUGAGGAGCUUCAGAGGGAACCUGAGCUGAAGCAGCUGGAGACAGCUUCCAGGAAGGAGAGCCUCCAUCACACUGCCAUCAGGGUUCAGGACAUCUUCAAAGCCUGGGCCCAGCAGCACACACACAUCCGAGUGGUUGUGACCAGCGGCGUGGCCGGCAGCGGAAAAACCUUCUCGGUGCACAAGUUCAGUCUGGACUGGGCCGAGGGCCUGGAGAACCAGGAUGUCAGUGUGCUGGUGGUGCUCUCCUUCAGGGAGCUGAACCUGCUGGGAGAGCGGCCGUACAGUCUCCUCUCGCUGCUGGCUGUUUUCCAUCCCACGCUCCAGAAGCUGACGGCAGAGGAGCUGGCCGUCUGCAAGCUGCUCUUCAUCUUGGACGGCCUGGAUGAAAGCAGACUUUCUCUGGACUUCAGCGGCGGCCGGCGGCUGCUGGACGUCUCCCGACAGUCUUCGGUGGGCGAGCUGCUCACUAACCUCAUCCGGGGGGAUCUGCUGCCCUCGGCUCGGGUCUGGAUCACUUCCCGACCGGCGGCGGCCCAUCAGAUCCCUCCAACAUGUGUGGACAGACUGACAGAAGUGCGAGGCUUCACUGACGCCCAGAAGGAGGAGUACUUCAGGAGGAGGCUGAGUGAUGAGGAGCUGAGCAGCAGAAUCAUCUCCCACAUCCAGACCUCCAGGAGCCUCCACAUCAUGUGUGGAAUCCCAGUCUUCUGCUGGAUCACUGCUACAGUUCUGGAGCACAUGUUGAGCAGCGAGCAGAGAGGAGAGCUGCCCCAGACCCUGACUGACAUGUACUCCCACUUUGUGCUGCUUCAGACACACAGGAAGAAGCUCAAGUACCAUGAAGGACCUGAGACGGGUCCACAGGAGCUGACGGAGGCUGACAGGGAGCUUCUUCUGAAGCUGGGCAGGAUGGCCUUGGAACAUCUGGACAAAGGAAACAUCCUGUUCUACCAAGAAGACCUGGAGCAGUGUGGUCUGGAUGUGACUGAGGCCUCGCUGUACUCUGGAAUCUGUACUCAGAUCUUCAAGAGAGAGUCUGUGAUCUUCCAGAAAGCCGUCUACAGCUUCGUCCAUCUGACUGUUCAGGAGUUUCUGGCUGCAAUCUUCAUGUUCCACUGUUUCACCAACAGCAAGACAGACGUGCUGAAGACCUUUAUUGGACAACAUGACACUUUACCAUCUCUGAACAACUUCCUGAAGGCUGUCCUGCAGAAAUCCCUCAGCAGUCAGAACGGCCACCUGGACCUGUUUGUCCGCUUCCUUCAUGGCCUCUCUCUGGAAUCCAACCAGAGACUCUUAGAAGGUCUGUUGGGUCCAACAGAGAUCAGUCCAGGAACCAUCCAGAGAGUCAUCAAGAACCUGAAGGUGAUCAACAGUUAUCAAGUGUCUCCUGACAGAAGCAUCAACAUCUUCCACUGUCUGAUGGAGAUGAAGGACCUCUCAGUCCAUCAGGACAUCCAAGAGUUCCUGAAGUCAGAGAACAGAUCAGAGAAGAGACUCUCUGAGAUCCACUGCUCAGCUCUGGCCUACAUGCUGCAGAUGUCAGACCAGGUCCUGGAGGAGUUGGACCUGAAGAAGUACAAGACAUCAGAGGAAGGACGACGGAGACUGAUCCCAGCUGUGAAGAACUGCAGGAAGGCUGAUCUUUCUGGCUGUGGACUCUCUGAUCCUCACUGUGAAGUGAUCUCCUCAGCUCUGACCUCUGACCCCUCCCAUCUGAAACAUCUGGACCUGAGUGGGAACACGCUGGAGGAUUCCUCAGUGAAGAUUGUGUGUUCUGGACUGGAGAGUCCAAACUGUAACCUGGAGACUCUGAGGUUGGAGGGCUGCAGGUUAUCAGAGAUCAGCUGUUCUUCUCUGGCCUCAGCUCUGAAGUCCAACCUCUCCCACCUGAAACAUCUGGACUUGAGCGGGAACCCUCUGCAGGAUUCAGGAGUUUCUCAGCUGUGUGGUUUUCUGCAGAGUCCACUCUGUGGUCUGCAGACUCUGAGGUUGGAGGGCUGCAGGUUGUCAAAGAUCAGCUGUUCUUCUCUGGCCUCGGCUCUGAAGCCCAACCUCUCCCACCUGAAACAUCUGGACCUGAGCAGAAACCCUCUGCAGGAUUCAGGAGUUUCUCAGCUGUGUGGUUUUCUGCAGAGUCCACUCUGUGGUCUGCAGACUCUGAGGUUGGAGGACUGCAGGUUGUCAGAGAUCAGCUGUUCUUCUCUGGCCUCAGCUCUGAAGUCCAACCCCUCCCUCCAGAAACAUCUGGAACAUCUGGACCUGAGCAGGAACCCUCUGCAGGAUUCAGGAGUUUCUCAGCUGUGUGGUUUUCUGCAGAGUCCACUCUGUGGUCUGCAGACUCUGAGGUUGAGGAGCUGCAGUUUGUCAAAGAUCAGCUGUUCUUCUCUGGCCUCAGCUCUGAAGUCCAACCCCUCCCACCUGAAGGAGCUCUACCUGGAUUGGAACCAUCUGCAGGAUGCAGAUGUGCAGCAGCUGGUUGCUCUCCAGCAGAGUUCAGACUGCAGCCUGCAGACUCUGAGCUACUGAGAGCAGAGAGGAGGCUGUGAGUCCUGAAGAUCUACUGAGAGCAGAGCUUCUU
This is a messenger RNA of Salarias fasciatus (jewelled blenny), 2719 nucleotides long. Its product is annotated as NACHT, LRR and PYD domains-containing protein 3-like. Gene Ontology annotation, molecular function: protein binding. The record is from RefSeq and is a predicted model, not a curated record. The transcript has 7 exons. The annotation marks the transcript as partial. Lineage: Eukaryota; Metazoa; Chordata; Actinopteri; Blenniiformes; Blenniidae.